AUGUCGAAAAAACGCAGGCAGGCGCCCAAGCCCUAUUGGAACCGGAUGUUUCAACGCUAUUCCCAACUCAUCCGGCACUCGCAGUACGAGAAGCCCUCUUGGCAGCGCCUCCUACUCCUGGAAAACCUCCGGAAAGCUCUAGGGGAUUUUAGAUCGCGUGGGCCGCUUCCAACGCAGAAAUGUCAACCAGUUUGGACGAGCAGAAAGGGACACAUUUCCUCUAGGACUCAAACUCGAAGGCUCUAUUUGCCGAAUAUAAAGAACGUUUCAAAAAUUACUGAAUUGGAAGACCGGAAAUCGUUUUCCUCCAACUAUAUCUGGUCUUCCGGUUCUGUGAUUUUAAGAACUAGGAAAAAAACACGAGUCAAAUCCUGGAAGUUGCGAAAGGUAUUGCAGUUGUCUAAAAACAAUACCUUUCUGCUUAUGAAAAGAAAAUCCCUCAAGCUAAGAAAAAAUCCUUACAAAAUAUCUUCAGGCGCCCUGCACUACAAAGCUUCUCCUAGGAUUCAUUAUUUGGCAAAGCCGAAGAAAAGGCAGAAGAGGAUGGAAUUCGCAAAGGUCCCAAGAAAGAAGUCAUCCCGCAAAGUAAGCUCGAAACGCCUGAGGAAUCUUGCCAAACCCAAGCUGCGUGAGGAUACUAGCAUCCGGAAGAACCCAUAUCAAAUUCCAGGUCGUGCCUUGCGCGCCAAGAUCACAUCACGAGUCCAGGAGUUGGCCAUUCCCAAGAUAUCUACCCAACGAGAAAUGACAGGGACUUGGAGAUUAUCUGAGGAGCAGCUCAGACAUUUCCAGAUCCCUGCAGUUAAUCGUUUGACGGAGGAUCAGUUCAGAUAUUUGCAGAUCCCUGAUAUCAAUCGUUUCAUGGAUUUUCAUUAA
This is a messenger RNA of Drosophila biarmipes, 876 nucleotides long. RefSeq lists its product as uncharacterized. Lineage: Eukaryota; Metazoa; Arthropoda; Insecta; Diptera; Drosophilidae. The transcript is spliced from 2 exons. The coding region runs from base 1 to 876 and encodes 291 amino acids. The record is from RefSeq and is a predicted model, not a curated record.